This is a messenger RNA of Aureobasidium subglaciale EXF-2481, 984 nucleotides long. RefSeq lists its product as uncharacterized. Gene Ontology annotation, biological process: protein insertion into ER membrane. Gene Ontology annotation, molecular function: protein binding. The record is from RefSeq and is a predicted model, not a curated record. Lineage: Eukaryota; Fungi; Ascomycota; Dothideomycetes; Dothideales; Saccotheciaceae. Gene Ontology annotation, cellular component: cytosol; TRC complex. The transcript is spliced from 4 exons. The coding region runs from base 1 to 984 and encodes 327 amino acids.
AUGUCGGCAAAGAUUCAAAAGACGCUUGCACGACAGCAAGAGAAGGUCAAAGAAGGCCAAUUCUACGAAGCUCAUCAACAGCUACGCGUUAUCGCAUCCCGCUACACAAAGUCGAGCGACUGGGGUUCCGCCGUGGAUCUACUCGCCUCCGGUGCUUCGAUGCUCCUCAAGGCUGGUCAAGGAGCAUCUGGAGGUGACUUAUGCAUGUUCCUCAUGGAUGUUUACGGCAAGGCCGAACUCAAGCCCGAUACUACAAACAAGGCGCGCCUGUUGAGUCUAUUGCGCGAAUUUCCCGAGGGAGAACCUACAAGAAAGAGAUUUGCUGGAGAAGUGAUCGGAUGGUCUUCCAAGUUGGGCGAAUAUCCUGCUGGAGACCCUGAACUGCACCAUGUCAUAGGCACACUCUAUGCCGAGGACGGCGAGGCUAUUGAAGCGGAAAAACAUCUCACGCUGGGAACGGCGGACUCAGCAGCAACCUUCUCCUCACUCGAAUACGACUGGUACACAUCCGAUGAGCCGUCGACUGCCCCACUCUACGCAGCUCGUGUUGUAUUCCCUUACUUACUGGUUGGCAAUGUUCGUGCCGCAAACAAAGCCUUCCUGCUAUUCACAUCCAAGUUGUCGUCAUCAAAUCCCGGUCUCGGCGUGCAAGAAGUUGGCUCUACCUCAUCCGAUCUACGUGUGUACCCCAGCCUGCCGCUACUCAACUUCCUUGGUCUUCUCUUGUUGGCCGUCGAGAAAGGAUCCGCGGAUGUUUUCAAACAGCUCAAGAGUCAUUACGCCUCAUACAUCAGAGACGCAGGAAACUGGAACGAAGCGCUCGCCCAGGUCGGAGAGAUGUACUUUGGCAUCAAGAUCCCUAGUCAGAGCAAUCCGCUAUUCGACAUGAUGAAUUCGUUUAUGGGAGGAGGUGGUUCGGGAGGUCAGAAAGCGGCCAGCAGAAGAGUGGAAGCAGCACCUGCUCCAGCUCCCGCAUUGGAUUAA